AUGUCCCAACCAACGCAGCUUCUGGUGCUGGACACAUUCUUCAAUGGAAGUAUACGUUGCACAACCGGAAACGCGCUUUCUAACCACCUCGUUACGGAUACGCCGACACCAACCCACACGAGCUAUGGUUCUGAGGGAACGAUUGUCGAACACCUGGAGACGUUUCAGUUCCGCUGCCUGAACAGGUCAAGUCUCACAGUCAUUCAUACAACACAACAGCCUUCACUUGAUACACACGUCACUUCAGAUUACGGGAUAAACCACUCUGACACCAUAGAUUAUUAUUACAAUGAUGAUGAUGAUGAUGAUGAUGAUGAUCGGGGUGGUGGUGAUGAUGGUGAUAAAUCCAGUCUCAGCACUGAGGCUCCCGUAUAG
Opisthorchis viverrini is the source of this 375-nucleotide messenger RNA. RefSeq lists its product as hypothetical. Lineage: Eukaryota; Metazoa; Platyhelminthes; Trematoda; Opisthorchiida; Opisthorchiidae. The record is from RefSeq and is a predicted model, not a curated record. The transcript is spliced from 2 exons. The coding region runs from base 1 to 375 and encodes 124 amino acids.